Molecule: messenger RNA, 396 nt
Organism: Penicillium egyptiacum
Lineage: Eukaryota; Fungi; Ascomycota; Eurotiomycetes; Eurotiales; Aspergillaceae
Source: the annotation of a GenBank genome assembly
AUGACAAGCAAAAUUCCCCUGCGGCCGCUACAACCGAUGGAGCAAACCUCUUUCUCCGAACCACAGACACCACUAUCAUGUGGAAAGCGACAGAAUGUCUCUGUUGCUUGUACAGAGUGUCGCGAGAAAAGGACCAAGUGUUCUGGUGCGAUGCCAUGCGCGAAAUGUACGGCAAAAGGUUGCCAAUGCAUAUAUGAUCCCGACAGUGAUCGUAGGCGCAAACCUUGCAGCAAGUCGUUGGCUUUGCGUCAAGCCCUGCUCUACACCGUGCUUAAGCUUCGCUCGGGAAACGUGAAUGACGUGAGGACAUUCCUUUUGAAAAUUCGGAGAUUGCAAAGCGACGGAGAUGCAGAAAAUUUCCUCCUUCAGGAGAGCAAGCUGUUUAAUCUCGGGUGA